This is a messenger RNA of Linum trigynum, 303 nucleotides long. The record is from the annotation of a GenBank genome assembly. Lineage: Eukaryota; Viridiplantae; Streptophyta; Magnoliopsida; Malpighiales; Linaceae.
AUGGUGCUGCCGACAUGCAGGCAAAGCUACCAACCACCAUCUCUCGCCUUCGAUGUCGUCGCCAGCGGGAGAAGAGGGUCUGUAGCAGUACGCCCAAUACUUCUUUCAGAUCGGAAUGAGAAAGAAAGGGAGAAGGCGAAGAAGAGUAGAUCCGGCGGUGGCGGGUUUGCCUUGAGGAGCGGCACGAACGGUGGUGGCGGGCUCGGCCUUGAGGAGCGGCGGCGUCCUCCCCAGUCCCCUGUCUUUUCUUCAUCGUCACUAUUCCCCGCCAUCAUGCCUGCAACCGCAUCCUUCUUUCCCUGA